AAUCCAUCCAGCUCUAUCGUAUCCCUCCCUUUUUUCCCCCCCCCCCCUCCUCAAUCCUAUCCCCCAGUUGGCUCGCCUUACAUCGCCUGGCCACUGCCGGUUUCCUCUUUUUUUGCCCUCUCCCGUUCCUCCCUCUCCCCUUCCUUUCCCUCCCUCUUCUUUUUACUCUCUCUUCCUCUGCCCUCGAUCCCCUUCAACUUCUUCACCCCCAUUCCCCCCCCCCUCCUCACACUUUCUUUCUCCGUCUCCGGACACACACCCAGCGUCACACAACUUGGGAAUAGGUUUCCCGUGCUUCGGUCGUUACUUUCACUGCUGUGCUAGCACUCAUGAACACCAUCAUGAAUCCUCUUCACUUUCAUCACCCCCCGUCACCCCCCCGACUCUCGCCCCCCGUAUGGGUAAGCUGGAUCUCCCCCCUCUCUUGUUUUGUCAAGAUUUAUUUCUUCUCCUUUGUCCUCUUCCACUUCUUCUUGCACUUGUAUGUUUCAAGUGCGUUGUCAAGUGUUUGUGUUGCCGUUGCUUGUUUUGAGUGUUUGGGUUUGGAACUUCAGCUGACCAUUCUCCCAGGGGGGAGGAAGAGAAAGGUGGAUGAUGACGGGCGGCCUGACGACAGUGGAUAUCCCGAGGACGAGCAAAUGAAUACCUCCCCGUCCCAUUCGCCGAAUGCAUAUAACCGCCCGACCCAUUCCCAGAACAGAAUCAAGAGGCAACGCAAUAAUGUCUCCGGCCGCCCACUCCCAUUGUCCCGUCUACUCGAAACCGUCGAUGUGAAUGCUCUCAAGUCGAUACUGCAGGUUAUGUGCGAUCGACAUCCCGAGCUCACAACUGAAGUUUCUUCACUUGUUCCUCGACCUACCGUCUCUUCUGCCCUCUCGACUCUGAACAAUUAUGAGUCGUCUGUAAGAUCCGCGUUUCCUUACGGCGGUAAUUCUACUGGUGAUUAUGCGUAUAAUCGGGUCCGCCCCGCUCUCAUGGAACUUCUCGAUGCCCUGUCGGACUACACACCGCAUUUUCUUCCCCCAAACGAAGCCCAGGCAUCCACCAGCUUGGCUUUCCUCGACGAAGCUACCAAUAUCAUUCAUCGCUUGCCUACUUGGGAUAAUCCCGUUCACAAUCAUUCCAAGAAUAUGGCGUACGAAGAAAUCGCAAAGGCAUGGGUUUUGGUUGUUCAGGAGGCAGCUAAGCGUGGUGCUGGGAUUGGACUUCACACUGGGGGGUGGGAUAUGAAACUUGGGAAGCAUGUCGAGCAGUCGGGAGGAAGGAUGCAGGCAGCCCUGACUCAAAUGAGGCAGUCAGUAGGUUGGAUGGGAGAUUCAGGGAAUGGUCAGAGGCGUAUAGGCGGAUUGGGUUUUAACAUGCAUUCCACUGGGGUUCAGGUUUCAGUACGCAGCUGG
Tuber aestivum (summer truffle) is the source of this 1397-nucleotide messenger RNA. The record is from the annotation of a GenBank genome assembly. Lineage: Eukaryota; Fungi; Ascomycota; Pezizomycetes; Pezizales; Tuberaceae.